AACUUCAAUCAUACCAUACCAAACCUCGCUUGCUCCCUCUCUCUCUCUCUCUCCCUCUCAAUCAAUGGAAUCAACAACUGUGGAGACCAGCGACGGAGUAAAGCUCCACGUUCUCCUCUUCAAUCCCCAAAGCGAUGUCGAUGAUCCCAAGCCCAACACAGUCAUCGUCAUGGUGCACCCCUUCACUCUCCUGGGUGGGUCCCAGGGGCUCCUCAGGGGAACCGCCAUGGGAUUAGCAGAGAGAGGCUUCAAAGCUGUCACCUUUGACACCAGAGGGGCAGGCCGAUCCUCCGGCAGAGCCUCCCUCACCGGGUUCUCGGAGGUCCAGGACGUGAUUGCUGUUUGCAAGUGGGUCAAGGAGAAUUUGAACCCCGCUGGGGUUGUGCUCGUGGGUUCUUCCGCAGGUAAAAAUAACUUUAUUCACACUGCGAAAUUCAUUAAGGACAUGCCUUAUAUGGAUAUUAGACUUCAGCUGAUUCAUGCUCAUUUGAGUGCUCUAUUUGGUCAAGGUUUCAGUUUCUAUCAGAAAACUAGUGAUUUUCUUAAUCUCCUUGAGCGAAGCAAUUUUUCUACAAUAUUUGAAAUUGAAGGUUUGCGAGGAUGGGUGGGAUCUUAUUGGGCAUGUUGGCAAAUAUUCGUUCCAACAUACUGGUUCAAACAUUUGUGUCCAAAUAUUCGUUUUACGCACUCGACCACAAUGGGAAGAAAGACUGGUCAGUGCCAGAAAACUAUGACCAUCGUGCUUGCCUUCUUUUAUAACUUGCGAAUGUUUUGGGCACGGCGCACCAAUUGCCAGGUUCGAUUGCAGUUGAUAAAAUUAGAUGACGUUGUGGGCUAUGUGAGCUUGGGGUACCCAUUCGGGCUAACAGCAUCCAUCCUUUUCGGGCGACAUCAUGAAGCCAUUUUAAAGUCGACGAAGCCAAAGCUCUUUGUCAUGGGGACAAAAGAUGUGUUCACCAGCGUAAAACAGUUUAAGAACAAGCUCAAAUCUGCAUCUGGCCGUGUUGAAACCCAUCUCCUUGAAGGAACGACUCACUUUCAAAUGGAAGGGCCUGCUUAUGAUGCCAAAAUGGCUGAUCUUAUUACCACUUUCGUUCAAUCAUUGCAAGGAUAGAAAAAAAAGGCUGCUAUCAAUGUUACAUUUCCUCUAAUGUUUGUCUCUAUAUGUUGUACCGAUACAAAUUUAACAUUUCCUUGGUUGCGCAAGUCUGUUUGUUUACAACAAUUGAAUUCUACACACGCACUAUCUGUUGACUGAAUAA
Molecule: messenger RNA, 1262 nt
Organism: Asparagus officinalis (garden asparagus)
Lineage: Eukaryota; Viridiplantae; Streptophyta; Magnoliopsida; Asparagales; Asparagaceae
Exons: 5
Coding region: 65-1114 (349 amino acids)
Molecular function (GO): hydrolase activity
Source: RefSeq, a predicted model, not a curated record